AUGGCCUCGGACACUACACCAAAUCCCCAUUCCUCCAUUUUCCUCGUCUCAGCCGCCCGCUCGAGCGCCCAAUUUCUCCUCCAAAAGCUACGCCAUGACCCCGCCCUCGUUCUCCCCAAGCCUCCUUCAGAAGCCCAAUCAAACGGCUCAGAACUGACUCAGAGCGCACCAGGACACACAGUGCCGUGGACGAUCACGAACAAGUACUACACCGCCGACGUCUCCGUGCGCGUGCACGACCUCCCCACGUGUCCGACCGAGCGCAGGGGCGUGCCCGCGCUCGUGUACGUCUGGGCGCACGGCGAGCCCUACAGAGCACAGGUGACGCAGCUCGCGAAGCGCUUGUAUGCGGACGACUUUGAGGUCGCGCUCGCUGUGCGUGUGCCCCGGAACGCUGGCUUUGGCUCUGGUUCUGCGUCUAGUGAUGCCUCAAAACUCGACGAUACCACAGGUCCGCCGCCGCCGCCGUUAUCUCCAUCGGCGCCUGGACCGAGCCUUAUAGGCGUAGAAUUGGACGAGGACGAGGACAUCGACGCGUACCUCGUCGAGAAUGGGUUCGAGUUCGUCGAUGUGCGCGAGGAGAGCCUCGGCGCUGAGAAUCAGGAUCGGGAUACGGACGACGGUGCGGGCGGACGACAUGACAUCCCGGGCCUCGGACGCGUCGUUGACGCGCUCAGCACGAUCAUGUGGCCCUCGCUCGUGCGCGUCGACAGGCCCGCGCGGCUCAGCACGUGGGCGCCGCGCUUGCCCCGCAAUGCCAAUGUGAACGUGGGCGGUACUGCCGAUGACCACAAUGGGGAGGGGGACGAUGAAGAAGGCUCUAUGGCGGACCUAGACGACCUCAGCGGGCUCGUGCGGCCCCCAGCGGACCCGCACACGCGGCAUGCGCAGAUGGCCCGCGAGCUCGCGGCGCUCGAGCGCUGGUUGGACGACGGGAUGUCGGAUUCGUCUGCGGAAGGCGGCGGCGACGGCGGCGGUCACGCUCACGCUCGAGACGCGGAGGACAAGGUACCGAUCUCGCUCAGCAAAGAGCUCUUCGUCGAUCCGCGCGCGCGGGAGUCAACAGCCGCGGCGGAAUUCGUCGACUCGCCCGUGGCGACCGGGUUCGACGACGAUUUUACGGUAUUCGUCUCCGCACCCCCGUCUGGCGAGGCUGGAGCUGCGACGUUGUCUCUGCCAGUAUCGGCGCGAACGUGGCAGGAGGGAGAGGGCUCGUCGCGUCUGCGAGCGGACAGCAUGGCGCUGGGCAUGGGCGCAGUGGAGGCACACUCGCCCCGGCGGAGGCUUGGCUCGUCCGCGAGCUUCGGGUCGACGUUUAGCUUCAAUGAAGAGGAUGAUCGUGAGCGCGAGCGUGAUUCCGCAAGAGGCGAAGGCGAAGGUGAAGAUGGCAGCGGGCGGUCGACGCCGGCACAGGACGACGCGCACCUUACGCCUCAUCAUUCGAGCGGGGUGGCGUACCAUUCCCUUGGAUCUGUAUCGGAUUUCGGCGCAGGCGAUGGCGAGGACGAAGAUCUGCCAUCGCAAGCGGAGAUCGCGCAGACCGCACAGCGGAUAUUUGGUCGCGAUGCUGGCCAACUGCAGUCGACCAAAUCACCCAGUACCAACAUCACGGCUAGUGGCACUUCAGACGUGUUCAAAGCGCGUUCACCAGCAACGUCAGACGCGACGGACUCCGAUGCAGCGCCGGCCGAACUGGAGGCGUUCGACCUACAGAGCGUGUUCGGUGCGCUGCAGGGCCUCAAGGAGGAGAUAUCGCUGAUGCCGGAUGACGCUGAGCGGCGGCGGGCGGCGGCGAGGGUUGCGUUGGGGCUGGUGUAUGGGAUGGGGGAGGAGUAAUGGCUUCAUGCACAUAUGGUUUUUACUUCUUGUUGUGUCCCUGGACGUCUGUUCUUUCUUUCGAAUUACUUCACGAUUAAUUGUCUUUCAAUUUUUG
Coniophora puteana RWD-64-598 SS2 is the source of this 1933-nucleotide messenger RNA. RefSeq lists its product as uncharacterized. The coding region runs from base 1 to 1836 and encodes 611 amino acids. NCBI's taxonomy places the organism in Eukaryota, Fungi, Basidiomycota, Agaricomycetes, Boletales, Coniophoraceae. The record is from RefSeq and is a predicted model, not a curated record. The transcript is spliced from 4 exons.